AGAAGAAGGGAAAAGAUGGCCACGGCUAAUGUUAGCUAGCUCAUCACUGUCGAAAAAUGUUUCGUUUUUGCUGUUUUGGGUCGUUGUAGUUUUAUACCGAGGCUCAACUUAACUUGACAACUUAAAGCCCUCCGCCGACAUCGUAAAGACUGUGGUGGGAAGCCGAGCCCCGCUGCGCGCUGUUCGUAGCGGUCUAGUGUCUGUGCAGCGGUGUCAGCUGCCCGUCACUUAAACGUCAGUGAGGAUUGGUUGGGGGGAAGCACAGCCAUGGCAGCUCCUGUAAACAUCCAGGCUCCCAGUAAGACCUGGGAGCUGAGUCUGUACGAGCUGCACAGGAGCCCUCAGGAGGCCAUCGUGGACGGGACGGAGGUAGCCGUGUCUCCUCGCUCUCUGCACAGCGAGCUCAUGUGUCCCAUCUGUCUGGACAUGCUGAAGAACACCAUGACCACCAAAGAGUGUCUGCACCGCUUCUGCUCAGACUGCAUCGUCACCGCGCUGCGAUCUGGGAACAAGGAGUGUCCGACCUGCAGGAAGAAGCUGGUUUCUAGACGUUCGCUGCGCAGAGACUCAAACUUCGACGCGCUGAUCUCCAAGAUCUACCCGAGUCGCGACGAGUAUGAAGCCCACCAACGCCGCGUCCUCGAGCGACUCAACCGGCUGCACAACAAGGAGGCGCUGAGCUCCAGCAUCGAGGAGGGGCUCCGGCAGCAGGCCCGCUACAGGUCCGAGAGGAAUCACCGGGUGAAGAAGCCCACUCAGGAGAGUGAUAACACCACCUACAGUGGUGGGGAGGACAAUGGGGACUCCCGUUCACACCUCUCCCACGACUCCGCCCCCUCACACACGCCACACCCCUGUGGUCAGACCCCUCCGGAGGCCGGGCCGAGCCGCAAGCGGCCACGUCCAUCUGAUGAUGGCUCGGGACCUGAGGUGGACAGCGGGAGCCCGACUCCCCCGCUGAGACGCCACAAAGAGGGGCUGUCCUCCGAGAUCGAGCUGGUGUUCAGACCACACCCACAGCUGGUCCACGCCCAGGACUACAACCAGACCAGAUAUGUGAAGACAACAGCUAACGCUACGGUGGACCAUCUGUCCAAGUACCUCGCACUGCGCAUCGCUCUGGAGGACCGACGGCCCGAGAAUGAACCCGAGGACCGAGGACGAGAGGAGGCAGGAGGAGAAGAGGCGCGAGCCGAGGGGGGGGGAGGUGAAAACGGAGGGACCGCAGGAAGCGGCGAGGGGACGAGUCUGAGCAACGUCAGCGAGAAGCAGUACACCAUCUACAUCAUGACGAGGGGAGGCCAGUUCUCUACCCUAAACGGCUCGCUGACUCUGGAGUUGGUGAACGAGAAGUACUGGAAGGUCAGGAAGCCUCUGGAGCUGUACUACGCCCCCACCAAAGAGCAGCAGCAGCCCCAGCAGCAGCAGCCUCCUACCCCACAGAGGGAGGCCUGAGGGGGAGCGGUGGACUGCUUUCCUCUCCAGCGUGGCUCUUUGAUUUCUUUUCUGUUUUUUAUGAUAAGUUAGUUCAGCUGCCACAGUUUCACAGAAAACCUGCGUCAUGUUUUUCUUAGUUUACUGUUAUUAACGGGGAUCUCUUCAUCUCCUCACUGAACUGGCUGUAACAUGUGAGCUGAUUUCUCAGCAGACAAACUGAUCUGAGACUCUACAGAGUGAAACUAAAGCAGCAGCUGCUGGAGUCCAGCUGUUUUUGAUGCUUUCAAGUCAGCCGUGUGUGCUGGACAAAGCCAGAUGUUCUCCAUGCUUCUAACACGCAGACGCAGAAGCGACGUGUCAGUGAGCAGCUGCAGCGGCUUCCUCAUAUCUACAUGUAUGAGGUGCCAAAAUAAAAGCACCAAUUCUAAAUGUGACUAUUAAAAAAAAAAAAAAGGCAUUUUAUUUUCUUUUUGCAGAAAUGACCAAAACAGAACUUUGGAAACUGUACAAAAGAUGAUAAACUAGUUUAAAACAGAGCUGUCUUUAUGGACGCCCAUUUUCAGCAGGAAAAAUAAGUCUUCAAUAUUUUUGGAGUCAAUUUUGUGAAAGUGUUUCCAGAUGGAAAUGUUCAGGGUUUAUCUGUCGAAAGCUUCUUUUUUCUUUUUUAAAUGUAAGACCAACUUUGGGAUCAAACUUGUGUUUUUCUUAGUGUCGCCUCCACCCCACUCACUCUGCUUUUGAGACCAGGUGAAAGUAUAAAGCUCAUCUUCUCAUGCAUUAUUCUAUUUUUUAGAUUUGUCGGUGGAAGCCGGUCGUGUCGAGCUGUGUUGUCGUGUGUCAGAAAAAGGUCGCUGGGCUGGAUAGCUUUAUUUUCACGAGGUCGCCAGAUGUGGUGAAGGGGGCGGGCUGUGAGCAGCGAUCGUUUCACGGCACUCUGACCCUCGGGACGUCACAGUGAACUGCUGCUCUAUCGUCAGCGGCGAUGGUGGAUUUACCAAAUGAAAUCAGACAAAUGAUAAUUAAACAUGUGAUCGACAGUGUUUUUUUUACUGCUUUCUAUAGAAGAGCUCAGAGGCUUUGAAAAGGCUUCAGUGGAAUAUUUCAUCUUUGAGUUCAUCUUCUUUUCUACAAACUGAUGAAUUAAAAAGUCACAGCGACUCGUCGGCCGAUUUCAUUUCUGAAAUCUUCGUUGCGUCUUCAGGCUUUGCCGCUGGGGGACAGCUCGGCACUUAAAACAAACUCCUCUGCAUUUAGCGUGCGCACUCAGUGGAACCUGUUGCUCGAGGUUAUCGUAGCGGUCAGGAUGAACUCUUUAUUCUUCUCCCUGCUCGUUACAGCAGCGGUGCUUUUGAAUGCAGAGAUAAGGCGGGGAGCAGUUUUCUGAAACAUUUCCUUAAUAAAAAGUUGUACACAGAUGUUUAAAAGCCCAUAUUUUGCUAGUCUUGAAUGUUUACGUCGUCUACAGAUGCAGCUGCGCAGUAACACGUUUCAAACACUGGCAUGAAAAGGCGUUUCUCUUAAAGUCACGAGCCCGCUUGGGUCCUGCUGCUUCAAGCCUUUGCUCCACUUCUUACGCACUUUAAACUUCCUGCAGCCAUAUCAUUUUCCCCACAUCUCAGUUUCUGUGGGAUAUCUAUAUUAGAAUGAAGCAAUAUUUCCUUUCUGAUGUGUGAUACUGUCUUUCCUCCUGUCAUCAAUGCAGCACAAUAAACUGUUGGACUCGAUCUCCAGCUCCUGUUUUUGUCUCCGACUUAAUCGUGUCUAAGUGUAACGAACCUGCCUGGGCUCAGAAAUAUUACUUAGACAAAACAAGGUCUUCACACCGGCGCAUCCAUCUGUGCAUCACUACAGGGUAUCGACUAAAGCUCAGCUGUUCUAAUGGGCUUCUCUAUCCUGGUUUCAUUCUGUACAAUGAAGGCUCGUGCUCUCAACCUGUCUCUAAGGCAAAGCAGGGAAAUAAGUGCAGAUGCAUUCUCAUGAAAGUGUACUCAGAGCACUCGUAUCCAUGUUACUGG
This is a messenger RNA of Pelmatolapia mariae (spotted tilapia), 3452 nucleotides long. Its product is annotated as E3 ubiquitin-protein ligase RING2-A-like. Gene Ontology annotation, cellular component: ubiquitin ligase complex; PcG protein complex. Gene Ontology annotation, molecular function: chromatin binding; ubiquitin protein ligase activity. The coding region runs from base 268 to 1455 and encodes 395 amino acids. The transcript is spliced from 7 exons. Lineage: Eukaryota; Metazoa; Chordata; Actinopteri; Cichliformes; Cichlidae. Gene Ontology annotation, biological process: negative regulation of DNA-templated transcription. The record is from RefSeq and is a predicted model, not a curated record.